Messenger RNA from Zonotrichia albicollis (white-throated sparrow), 3727 nucleotides. Lineage: Eukaryota; Metazoa; Chordata; Aves; Passeriformes; Passerellidae. The record is from RefSeq and is a predicted model, not a curated record.
AUGGGGGGACCUGGUGGAAUGUGUGACUGCAACGGGAUGUCCAGGCAGUGCAUCUUUGACUGGCAGCUCCUGCGGGACACGGGGAACGGCUUCCGCUGCCUGGGCUGCCAGGGCCACACGGAGGGUGUGCGCUGUGAGCGCUGCCAGCAGGGCUUCUACCGACAGCACGGGGGGCUCUGCUGCCUGCCCUGCCUCUGCCACCCCUGGGGUUCCCUUGGCCCACAGUGUGACAGCGAUGGCCGGUGCAGCUGCAAGCCUGGAGUGAUGGGGGACAAGUGUGACCAGUGCCAGCCGGGCUUUGAGUCCCUGUCCGAGGCAGGCUGCAGGAGGAGCGGGCAGAGCCUGCAGUGUGAGUGUGACCCGGCGGGCAGCGUGGGCGGCUGUCACUCCGACCACUGUGUCUGCAAGGAGAGCGUCACUGGGGAGCUCUGCCAGAGGUGCAAGCGACAUUUCUACAACCUGGAUGCCAGGAACCCUGCAGGCUGCUCCCCCUGUUUCUGCUACGGGCACUCGGACACGUGUGUCAGUGCGGACACCCACAGCGUCCACAACAUCACCUCCACCUUCCAGCAAGGUGCUGAGGGCUGGCGAGGGGUCCAUGAGAGCGGCUCCCCAGCCCAGCUCCAGUGGUCCCCACGCCACCAGGAUGCCUUCAUAGCUGCAAGGACAUCAGAGCCAAUAUACUUCAUGGCACCUGCAAAAUUCCUUGGGAACCAGCAGCUGAGCUAUGGUCAGACGCUCUCCUUUGGUUACCGCCUGGACCGAGGGGGCCAGCAGCCAUCCCCACACGAUGUGGUCCUGGAGGGACACGGCCUGAGAGUCACUGCCCCCUUCCUGCCCCAGGGAGAGGUCCUGCCCUGCGGUGUUAGCCACGUGUACACGUUCAGGCUGGACGAGCACCCCAGCAGCAAGUGGAGCCCGAGGCUGAAUCACUUUGAAUUUCGCAGGCUGCUGGGAAACCUGACAGCCCUCUGGAUCCGAGCCACCUUUGGGGAGUACAUGGAAUGUGCCCCCUGUGCUGGCUGUGGGGCCGGGCGGGUGGAGCCGCUGUCCCCACGGAGCUGUGCCCCUGGAUACCGCAGAGACAGCCCCAGCCAGGGACCCUUCAGCUCCUGCGUGCCCUGCAACUGCCAGGGGGGAGGAACCUGUGACCCUGACACCGGUGAAUGUUACUCAGGAGAUGAACACGUGGGCAAUGGUGCCAGCUGCCCCUUUGGCUCCUACCGAGACCCCCAGCAGCCCCACAGCUGCAGGCCCUGCCCCUGUGGGCCCGGCCAGGGCUGCUCCGUGGGGCUGGGUGGUGAGGAGAUCAUCUGUGACCACUGCCCUCCUGGAGCUACUGGUGCCAAUUGUGAGUACUGUGCUGAUGGCUACUUUGGGGACCCAGCAGCUUCCCAGCCCUGCCAGCCGUGCCGCUGCAAUGGCAACGUGGAGCCCAACGCCGUGGGCAACUGCGACCGCCAGACCGGAGAGUGCCUCAAGUGCCUCCACAACACCGCUGGCUUCUACUGUGACCACUGCAAGGAUGGCUUCUUUGGGAACCCCCUGGCCCCUGACCCUGCUCACAAGUGCAGAGCCUGUGACUGUGACUCGGUUGGUGCCGAGCCCCUGAAGUGCAGGAGUGACGGGAGCUGCAUCUGCAAACCUGGCUUUGAGGGUCCCCGCUGUGAAGAGAGUGAGUGCCCAGCUUGCUAUGGCCAGGUGAAAGAGCAGGUGGAGCUGUACCUGCAGCAGCUGGCACAGCUGGAGCUGCUCCUGUCAGAGGUGCGAGCUGGAGGUGGGACCAACCAGGAGCUGGAGGGGAGGAUGCUGGUGGCUGAGGAGAUGCUGAGGACCAUCCUUAGGGAAACCCUGAGCCUUCAAGCCUCCGACAGGUCUCUGGAAGGCCGUGUGGUCAGAAUGAAGGGACAGGGGUCCAGCUCCCAGAGCCGCUUGGAUGAGGUCAAGGCAACAGUGGAGAGCCUGAGGUCUCUGGGCAGGCAGUAUGAGAGGCAGGUGCAGGAGACACGGCAGCUGCUGGAGAGAGCCAGGCUGGACCUGGAUCGCAGCGGCGCCGCUCUCCUUCGGGUGACCAUUCCUGCUUCAAGCUUUCCCGGGGGUUCCAGUCAGUUCUUGCUGCUGGCCCAGGAGGCUCUGAGACUGGCCAACAGGCACACUCAGGCAGCCAAUGCCAUUGACCAGGCUGCCAGGGCUGCACGGGAGGAUGCACGGCAGGCGCUGGAGCUGCUGCGCGCGGCCGCCGGCGGAGAGGGCACCGAGGGCUCCCUGCCAGGGCUGCCCAGGAGGUAUGAGGAGCUCAAGUCACUGGUUGGAGGCCUGAAGGCUGAUGCUGAUGGAAUGGCCUCCAAGGCAGACACGGCUUAUCAGGGCAGCCUGGUGCUCCUCAGCUCCCUGUCCCGCCUGGCAGAGAUGGACAUCACCUCCUUUCAGGAGGAAGCCUCGAGGCUGAAGCAGGACUCGGGUGCCCUGCUGGCCCUGGUGGACACGUCCCUGUCGCAGUACCGGGGCCUGCGGGGCCGCGUGGGGCAGUGGGAGCAGGAGGCCAAAGAGCUGCUGCAGGGGCAGGAGGGCCACAGAGCGAAGCUGACACAGCUGCUGUCCCGAGCCACCCUUGCCAGGAGCACAGCCCUGCAAGCCGUGAGCACUGGCAAUGCCACCUUCUACGAGGUGGAACAGAUCCUCAAGAGCCUCAAGGAGUUCAACCUGCAAGCAGAUGACAAGAGGAGGCAAGCCAAAGAUGCCAUGAGGAGGCUGCCCAUUAUCAGCAGCAUGGUCACCACUGCCAGGGAGAAGACAGACCAAGCCAAGGGGAUCGUGGGCAGAGCUGCUUCUGAGUCCAAGGCAGGCAACAGCGUGGCAGAGGAGGUGAAGGAAAUCACCACGGGGAUCCAAGAGGAGAUUGCCCGGCUGAGGGAGGAAGCCAACAAGACGGCUGAUGGUGUCCUGGCCCUGGAGAAGGCAGUGGCCACCCUGCAGCUGGAGGCCAAGGAAGUGGAUGAAGCAUUUGAGAGGAAGCUCUCUGAGGCUGAGGCAGAUGCUGCUGCCAUAGAGAAGACAGCUCAGGAAGCUCAGAGGGUCCACGACAAGGCUGGCCAGGCAGGGGCAGCUGUGCAGCAGGUGCUGAGUGCCCUGGAGGAGCUGCUGCGGCUCAUGAACCAGCCUGGUGCUGUGGAUGAGGAUGGCCUGAGGCAGCUUGAGGAGAACUUCAGCAAAGCCCAGAGCAGAAGCAAGCAGCUGAAGAAGGAGAUGUCCGAGCUGGAGCAGACGGCUGCCCUGCAGAAGGCCCGGGUGCAGACACUGGAGAGCAGCAUCGAUGGCAUCCUGGCUGAUAUUAAGAACCUGGAGGAUAUCCAGAAGAGUCUUCCUCCAGGCUGUUACAACACAAAAGCCAUUGAAUUGCCCUGAGCCAGCUCUGGAAAGGCUGCAGCACCUGCCAGGCUGAAGGCAGGAGGGCCUCCCCAAACCUGGCAGAACUGGCUGUGUUUUACCCUUAAGAUCAGUGUGGCACGUGAAGUUCACAAUGUUCCGCUGGCCCUGGAAAAUCCCUAAGUUUUCAAAGUGCUCCGUCCCUUGCUCAUGGGAGGAAGGAGACUCCUGGUUUGUGAAGGUGCUACUGUCUGAAGAACAGCCCAUCCCUACAAUAUAUCUCUGAGUGCAGGGUUAGGUGUCAGCCUGAUGAGUUUGCACAGUUUGGACCCUGAAGCUCAUAACUGACAGGUUCCCAUCA